Molecule: messenger RNA, 4502 nt
Organism: Pristis pectinata (smalltooth sawfish)
Lineage: Eukaryota; Metazoa; Chordata; Chondrichthyes; Rhinopristiformes; Pristidae
Product: chemokine XC receptor 1-like
Exons: 1
Coding region: 16-1092 (358 amino acids)
Biological process (GO): G protein-coupled receptor signaling pathway; immune response; chemotaxis
Cellular component (GO): membrane
Molecular function (GO): chemokine receptor activity
Source: RefSeq, a predicted model, not a curated record
UUGAAGACUCCAAAGAUGUCAUCUACAAUACCCUACCUUGAUUAUUAUAGCUAUGAAAGCUAUGAUAAUUAUAACUAUACUUAUUUUUUUUCCUUAUGUGAAAAUAAUGAAGCCAUCUAUUUUGGAGAAAUUUUUACACAAGUCUUGUACAGCCUUAUCUUUAUUUUCACCCUGAUCGGCAAUAUUUUAGUUUUGUGGAUCCUGAUGAGAUAUGAGAAGCUGAAAACUACAACAGACAUCUUUAUUUUGAAUUUGAUCACCUCUGAUCUGCUUUUUGCCUGCUCACUUCCAAUCUGGGCUGUGGAUCAUACACACGGAUGGAUCUUUGGCAAGGCCAUGUGCAAGAUAAUGAGUUCGAUUUUCUUCGUCAGCUACUACAGUGGUAUCCUGCUACUGACAUUGGUGACUGUAGACAGAUACUUUGUGGUGGUUUGUCCUCUGACUGCUGUGAGAACCAGAAAGCUCUCCUAUGGUGUGGUAGCCUGUUUGGUAGUUUGGUGCAUUAGUAUCUUAGCCACAGUCCCAGAAAUGAUAUUUUCUGAUGUUGUACAUUGGAAUGAAAGCUUUUCCUGUGAAAGUAUCUAUCCAAAGGGGAAUGAACAAAUAUGGCAAUUGGUGCAAUGUUAUCAACAAAAUCUUUUGUUCUUCUUGAUCCCCUUUGUAGUUAUUGUGUAUUGUUAUUACAGGAUUCUUAACACUGUUGUUAAAUGCAGAGCUCGGAAGAAAUUCAAAGCAGUGAAGAUUAUCUUCUGUAUUGUGGCAGUGUUUUUUGUUUGUUGGGCACCUUAUAAUGUGGUCAUCUUCCUGCUGUCUUUGUAUGACCUCAAUACCUUAACAGUCGUUUCUUGCGAGUUCAGCAACCAUCUCUAUUUUGCAUAUUACAUUUGUCGGGACAUUGCUUAUUUCCACUGUUGUCUUAAUCCCUUCUUUUAUGCUUUAGUGGGAACAAAGUUCAGGAAACAUUUAAAGAGAACGAUAAGCACAUACCUUCCUUUAAAAAAUAUCAAUAAGCAAUCGAAGUACAGUCUCAGAAGUCGUCAUCUGAGCAAUUCACAUGACUAUUCUAAUUCUUCUGGCUUUAACACAAUCUAAUUCCUAACUUGUUAAGAAACCAGUACAAGAUAGAAUUGGCCAUUUACAGAAUGAGAUUUUGUAUGGUCAUUUACAAUGAGAUAGAUCCAAUCGAACCAUUUACAGCUCAGUGGAUCUAAACUUGCCAUUUACAGUGAGAAAUUCAAAUGUACCAAAUUAAGUGGCAUAGAACCAAUAUAACUAAUUAAAGUUAGUAAGAUUGAAUCCAAUCAUCCAUUCUGAGUUUCAUCUACUCUGGCCAUUGAUAGGGUCAAGUAACCCAUUCAAAUCCAUUACAUUUCAAUAAACACCCAGUCCUUGUGAAAUAUAUUCACACCAACUGCUACAUAUUUAGUUUGGUCACAGAGCUUACGUGGAUAGGUCAGCAUUGGCUUAGCAGCAGCAUAUUUGUUUCUAAAUCAGAUGGUUAAGGGUUCCAGUUCCAUUCCAGACAUGAGCACAUAAUCCAGGUUGAUUCUCAGUACAAUGCUAUAGUGUAGUGCAGAGUGGUGCUGCAUUAUCAGAGAUGUCAGUCUCUGCAGGAGACAUCAAUCCAAGUCCAUGUAUCAUUUCAGAUGGCUAAAUUUUUGAGUAACAGCAGGAGAGUUUGCCAGUGGCUGUUCGAUACUUAUCUUUCAAACAUGAUUAAAGCUGAUUGUAUAUGCAUAUACCUCAUUGCAGCUUGUGAGAACUUGCUGAGGUAGUUUGGCUGCCGUGUUUUUCUUUAUUACAACAGCAUGUGAUUGAUCAUAAUACUUUUGAAGCCCUUGUUUCUUGAAGGGUCAGAAUCAGGAUCAGGUUUAUUAUCACUGACAUAUGUCAUGAAAUUUGUUGUUUUGUGGCAGCAGUACAGUGCAAGAUGUAAAAAUUACUAUAAGUCACAAAAACAAAUAAAUAAUGCAAAAGAGGAAUGGUGAGGUAGUGUUCAUGGACUAUUCAGAAAUCUGAUGGCAGAGGGAAGGAAGCUGUUCCUAAAAAAUUGAGUGUGGGUCUUCAGGCUCCUGUACCUCCUCCCCGAUAGUAGUAACAAGAAGAGGGCAGGUCCUGGAUCAUGAGGGUCCUUAAUGAUGGAUGCCUCCUUCUUGAGGCACCACCUCUUGAAGAUGUUCUCAAUGGCAGGGAGGGCUGUGCUGGAGCUGGCUGAGUCUACAAGCCUCUUCUGAUCCUGUGCAUUGGAGCCUCCAUACCAGGUGGUGAUGCAACCAGUCAGAAUGCUCUCCACCAUACAUCUGCAGAAAUUUGCAAGAAUCUUUGGUGACAUGCCAAAUCUCCUCAAGGUAGAGCUGCUGGCGUGCCUUGUUCAUGAUUGUAUCAAUGUGUUGGGCCCAGGAUAGAUCCUCUGAGAUGUUGAUGCUCAGGAACUUGAAGCUGCUCAUCCUUUCCACUGCUGACCCCUCAAUGAGGACUGGUGUGUGUUCUCCUGACUUCGCCUUCCUGAAUAUAAAUAUAAAUUCAAGUCUUAUGGAGUCAGAGUCAUUGAGUCACAGAGCCAGACAGCACAAAAAUGUGUCAUUCACACCACUAAAACCACGUUGACUAGUGGGUAUUCAUUCGUAUUAAUCCCAUUUUCCAGAAGUUGGCCUGUAUGCCUAGGCAACUCAAGUGUUCAUCUAGUUCCUCCUUAAAUGCUGUCAGCAACUCUGCUUCCACCACUCUCUCAUGCACUGUAUUCUAGAUAUUCACCACUCUUUGGGUAAAAAGGAUCCCCCUUAGAUCCCCUCUAAAUCACUUAUGCCUUAGCCUAAAUCUAUGUCCUCUAGUUUUGUCUACCUCAGAUAUGGGGAACAGUUUCCUGCAGUUCUACCCUAUGUAUACCCCUCUUAAUUUUAUAUACCCCAGUUAAUUCUCCCUCUUAACCUCUUCUGAUCCAGGGGAAGCAAACCUAGCUUUUCUAGUCUCAUCCUGGUGACUCUUCUCUGCAGUGUUAUCUUUUGAAUUCAGUAGUGUCAGUGAAAGGAAUGAAAGAUAAGCAAAGAGAGAGAGGGAAACAUAGACAGAGAAUAAUAUAGAGGGAAAAAUACAGAGAGACAAAUACAGGGAAAGAAAGAAUGAAGAACUAAAUGUUUUGAUAGCUAGUCUCUGCAGUAAUGUAAAAAAAAAUCCAAAGAUGAACUGAUCCCAAACUAUCAUGUGGCAACGAAUCAUUAUGCAUUCCAAUAUCUUUCCCCUACCAAUCAUGCAACCUUCAAAGAAAGAAAUAAAAUUAUGAAAAUCUUAGGCAAUUCAGGGGAAAAAAUUCUGGUUAAUUACUCUUUGAUUCCUAUCACGAUAACAGCUUUAAAUUAAAAGAUCUUUCUAGGCCCCCUCCUUUGAAUGCAUUUUGUGUAUGUUGCAACACCCAGCAUUCAUCAAAGGACCAAAAAUGGAUACAUCAAUUUAGCUGGGUCAAAGCCAAUUCUUGUACAAGGCACCAUGAUAAAGGUUAUUUAUACUGGAAGGUGCUGGGCCUCUAUUCAUCUGUACAAUACGUUGUGCAGCAGAAACUCGUGUAUUAUAAUACUUCGUAAUUCUGAAGGAUUUUAAAAGAGGGGAUGCAGAGAAAAUGUUUCCACUUGAGAAGAGCAGGACUAGAGGCCAUCAAUAUAAGAUAGCUACAAAGAAAUCCAAAACGUAAGUCAGAAGAGACUUCUUUACCCAAGGAGUAGAAGGAAUAAGUGGAGGAUGGACAACAGUGCUUGAGGGAGGAUAGAACAGAGGGUACUGCUGAUAGAUUCAUAUGAGGAAAGACAGAGGAGGCUUAAGUGGAGAAUGAAAGAAAACAUGGGCUGGUUGGGCUGAGUGUCCUGCUUCUGCACUAUUUAUCCUAAUUAAUUCUAUGUAAGCAGAAUACCUCUUUGCAUUCUAGCCUGGCUGACCCUUCACUUCUGUAGUCAGCUGCUUUCACACUUUCCAUAAAUUGACUCAAGUGCUGGGAUGGGCUCUGCCCCACUCUACUCACAUGCCAAACUUACCAGGGUAAUAGGAUAAAGAUCUGUUAAAAUUUGAAGACAUAGAAUCACCAUACAAUUGAUAAGUUGUACGGUAACUCCUCUUUUAUUGCGUCAGUUGGCCUUCCUGAAAACUAAUCCUGAAAACUGAUCCAUAAAUGACAAACUUGCUGUACUUUCAAGUAGGUUUUUUGUAAGCUAAUUUUAUUUCAGUUUGACCAUUUUAAUCAUAAUACAGCAAGAUACAAAUGUUGCUAAAAUAUUGCCAUUUCAAGGUCCUACCUAGAGACCAGAGAAUAUAAUCAAGGUUAUAGUUAACCAUUGUACUGAAGGAAUGUGGCACUUUCAUCUCAUCAAAGUGUGCUUUAUCUCAUUAAACUGAAAUUAACUUUUUGUUUUUGUAUUGCUUUAUGUUAUGCUACUUCACUAUAUUUUAUUGAUUUUAUGGCAUUAACCAUUCACUGUCAUUAGUGCACUGCCUCUGUAAUUACAGAUCAUUGAAUC